GCUAGGUGGUGUCAUUCUGUUUACUUCCGCUAUCGUCUGGUUUUAGAUCAAGGAAAGAGAAUCGUCGGUUAUUCGUGAACAUGACGACAGUUUUGCCUAAAGUUUCUCAAUUAUCUCAAAGAGUAGUGAGGAUUUUGGGCUGCAAUCCAGGUCCUAUGACGCUUCAAGGUACUAACUCUUAUCUUAUAGGAUACGGGAAAAGACGGAUUCUGUUAGACACUACGGAACCAAAUAAAACUGAAUAUACUAAACUCUUGAAGCAAUAUUUAGAAGAACAUGAUAUUUCCUUACAACAUAUCCUUCUCACUCAUUGGCAUCAUGAUCAUGUUGGUGGAAUUAGAGACAUUUUUGAAAUUAUCAAGCCAGAUUGCCCAGUAUCUAAACUUCCACUUUUGAACAAGGAAGAUAUUAAACCUACUUCUGAUAUAGAGUACAAAUAUUUAACAGAUGGUCAGAAAGUUCUGACUGAAGGUGCAACUCUUCGAAUAGUCCAUACUCCUGGCCAUACUGAAGAUCAUAUGGUUGUAGUGUUAGAAGAAGAAAAUGCAUUAUUUAGUGGUGAUUGUGUAUUAGGGGAAGGUACUUGUGUAUUUGAAAAUCUUUCUCAAUAUAUGAAGUCUUUAGAAAAGCUGUUAAACUUGAAAUCAAGUAUUAUUUAUCCUGGACAUGGACCUGUUGUUGAGAAUCCGGAAGAAAAGAUAACAUUAUAUAUACAAAAUAGAUUAUCAAGGGAAGAGGAAAUAAUAGAUGUACUGAAAAACAAUUCAUCAAAAUUUUUAAGUAUUAUGGAUAUUACAAAAGUUGUUUAUUUGAAUCUUUCUCCCAAAUUAUUAUAUGCUGCAGCUAACAAUGUUCACCUACAUUUGAAUAAGUUAAUUGAAGAUGGAAAAGUUGAAACUAGUGAAGAAAAUGGAGAAAAGAAAUACAGACUACUAUGAAUUUACAUAAUGAAAGUAAAUGUGUAAUUAUAACAAAAUCAAAAUGUAAUAGCAUUAUAAUGUGUUGAUGAAAAGUAAUGUUAAAGUCUUCACUUAUAAAUAUGUUCAGAUGAACAUCAGAAUUGAAUAUGUACAAGUUAAUUAUUUUAUUUUUUUACUUUUUUGAAGUCCCAUUUUGAAUGAACUGCACAUCAAAAUUAAAUAUAAGAAAAUAUACUGCAGCGAAAUGUUAUUUUUAUAAAUUGGUAAUAAAUUUGUAUCAAUUUUCCAUAAAACGAGUAUUAUUCUUAAUGUUAGAUAAUGUUGGAAAUUAUUGUUAAUAUUGUAUAGUGUAAUAUGUAUAAUAUUUGUAUAUUGUAAUCAUGAGAAUUA
Molecule: messenger RNA, 1310 nt
Organism: Centruroides sculpturatus (bark scorpion)
Lineage: Eukaryota; Metazoa; Arthropoda; Arachnida; Scorpiones; Buthidae
Product: endoribonuclease LACTB2-like
Exons: 7
Coding region: 81-938 (285 amino acids)
Cellular component (GO): mitochondrial matrix
Molecular function (GO): single-stranded RNA binding; RNA endonuclease activity
Source: RefSeq, a predicted model, not a curated record